This is a messenger RNA of Fomitopsis serialis, 1806 nucleotides long. RefSeq lists its product as uncharacterized. The transcript has 8 exons. NCBI's taxonomy places the organism in Eukaryota, Fungi, Basidiomycota, Agaricomycetes, Polyporales, Fomitopsidaceae. The record is from RefSeq and is a predicted model, not a curated record. The coding region runs from base 1 to 1806 and encodes 601 amino acids.
AUGGCGAAUUCAGAGUGCAGAGAGGGUGUGCCCUCUGCCCUGCUGACGGCUGUCGCCCGACUGGCCUUCACCGCAUCACAGCCCCAUCGUCGCCGACUCUUCCCCCGCCUCUUCUUCCUCUCACUCACCGUCACCCUCUGCAAUCAGUACACUGCCUGGUGGGCCGUGCCCGCGGCGAAGGCUACAGAGGUCGUCAUUGUCGAGGCGAACAGCGGAGGCAAGGGCGCGAAACCGAAAACCACCUCGCGUCAGGCCCGACUGGCGCUAAACCAAAGACCUUCAAGGCUAUACAAGGCCCCCCCGUCUCCCGCCCAGCCGCCGCUGCGCACCGUCCACCUCAAUAACCCCUCGGAGGUCCCGAAGACUAUGAGGGCGACAAUGCAGCCCUCGACCACAGCCAGCGUCGCUUACACGCCCUACUUCCGCGAACACCACAGGAGUGACGAGAGCAACAGUGAGGGCAACGAUGAAGGGGUAGGCAACAAGCUCCAGAAGAAGGGGAGAAAGGGAGCACACACGGACCAGCCCACGUUCGUCACGGCGAGCAUGUCCGCGCCAGAGGGUGUCCGCACGCGGUGGUGGCCCGCCGACCUCAGCCGGCCGACGCUGUACAAUCUCGCGGUCACGCUUGCGCUGGGCGACAACCUUGGUACCAAAUCGUCACGGCGUCGUACACGACGCCGUAUAGCGACCAGUACGGAUGACGUCGCGAACACGGGGAUUGGGUGGGGGGAUCAGUGGCAUCUCGCGGUCAAUGGACAGGAGUUCUACGGGCAGGGGACGAACAUCCACCCGUUCGUUCCGGACUCAUGGGCAUCUGAGAACGUGCUGGAUAAGGCGAGUACCUUCUAUGUUGACAAUUGGGGUGAUUUGCUCAUUGAGCCAGAAGCGCGCUUCGACAUAUCGACCUUCCUUCCUCCCUUCCGCGAGGUCUGCAAGAACGCCAAGCCGUGUCCCGUACUGCAGAACGGUUGCCUUAACCACCUAACGGUGGUUGAGAUAUCCAGGACGGGAUUAGGGACGUUGUGGAGCCACAAUCUACUCAGUGCCCAAUCCCUCACCAAUCCUGCUCCGAACGACCGCGACAUCGCCGUGGUGCGCCCGUACAUCAACAACAUACUGCCGGAGGACGCACCGCACCGCUUCUUCUUCGUCGGAGGCAUCCAGGCGUGGCACCGGAGUGUUGGAUUCCCGCAUUGUCUUUACCAGAAGGACAAGCUAGCUGUGGUUGAGGUUUUCUUUUACUUCGAGAAUUUCUAUGUCCCGAUGAUGUUGCCCCUUAUGUGCCGCGUGCACGGCGACUCGGAGAUAGAGCUUCCGUUCCGCCAGCCCGUCACCGAGCAAGUCAUUCCAUGCCUGAACCGCUGGAAGCGGGAUCCCAACGAGUUCCCGGUACGCUUCGAAAUCUACGACGUCGACGAAGAGAGGUUCGUUCCCCUCGCGUCCGUCGACGAACCGAUUCGCAUCGCCCUACCCCUUCGCCACCUAAUCGUCAUCAAGUACGAGCAUAUCCACGGCACUCUCUGGCACCCAUCCUGGGCUAAAGGAAUGCGGCCUGCAAGUCCUCUGGGCGGCAUCCUGGCGGACAUGUACCCCUACCGGUUCAUCUGGCCGGUGGACCUCCCAUAUCCUCGCAGCCGCAUCAACGCCUUGUCCGUGGUCAGGUUCGAUCGGCUCCGCGGAGCUCACGUCUUCACGCCCGCCCAAGGCCAUCGGAGGUGCGCGGUGGAGACGAUGAAUGGUCCGGAGGAUGUGGACGAGGAGGCUCAGAGUUCCGAUGGUAGGAUGGCGACUGACGAGAACUAG